UUGUUGGGAUCAGAGGCAACCUUGCUCAGUAACUUGAAGAGUCCCUGAUAAGCCUAUCUAUCCCGCUCAGAAAUUCGCAAUUAAAUACAAACCGACUACGAAAGUUAGACUGAAAGUUCCAAGCAGGAAACAAAAGAACAACAAAUGGAUUCAAUUCGCCUAACAGUCCUCAUCUCCGGCUCUGGAACAAAUCUUCAAGCUGUGAUCGAUGACACCACCCUUCCCGCAAAAAUCGUCCGGGUAAUCUCCAACCGCAAAGACGCUUUUGGCCUGGAACGUGCCCGACGUGCCAACAUCCCCACACAGUAUCACAACCUCGUGAAGUACAAGAAGCAACAUCCCGCGACACCGGAGGGUGUGCAGCGCGCAAGAGAGGAGUACGAUGCAGAGCUUGCACGACUGGUCUUAGAGGAUAAGCCGGACUUGGUCGCCUGUUUGGGGUUCAUGCAUGUGCUUUCGGAGGGUUUCUUGGGGCCUCUUGAGGCCAAGGGUGUUAGAAUUGUGAACUUGCAUCCGGCGUUGCCGGGGGAGUUCAAUGGAGCGAAUGCCAUCGAAAGAGCUCAUCAGGCAUGGCUCGACGGUAAGAUUGAGAGGACGGGAGUCAUGAUCCAUAAUGUCAUCUCGGAAGUGGAUAUGGGAAAACCGAUUCUUGUCAAAGAGAUCCCAUUUGUGAAGGGAGCUGAUGAGGAUCUGCACGCAUUCGAGCAGAAGGUGCACGAGAUUGAGUGGAAGGUUGUCAUUGAGGGGUUACAGAAGACCAUCGAGGAAAUUCGGACGACGAAGUCAUAG
Molecule: messenger RNA, 789 nt
Organism: Aspergillus nidulans FGSC A4
Lineage: Eukaryota; Fungi; Ascomycota; Eurotiomycetes; Eurotiales; Aspergillaceae
Product: phosphoribosylglycinamide formyltransferase
Exons: 2
Coding region: 145-789 (214 amino acids)
Biological process (GO): adenine biosynthetic process; purine nucleotide biosynthetic process; 'de novo' IMP biosynthetic process
Molecular function (GO): phosphoribosylglycinamide formyltransferase activity
Source: RefSeq, a predicted model, not a curated record